Messenger RNA from Thamnophis sirtalis, 3918 nucleotides. It is a transcript of the gene ADRA1A, whose product is annotated as adrenoceptor alpha 1A. Gene Ontology annotation, cellular component: plasma membrane. The record is from RefSeq and is a predicted model, not a curated record. Gene Ontology annotation, molecular function: alpha1-adrenergic receptor activity. Gene Ontology annotation, biological process: regulation of vasoconstriction; positive regulation of cytosolic calcium ion concentration; positive regulation of MAPK cascade. NCBI's taxonomy places the organism in Eukaryota, Metazoa, Chordata, Lepidosauria, Squamata, Natricidae.
GGGGGGCAUUAUUCACCGAGGAAGAGGGAGGUAUCAUAAAAGCAGCACUCAGCCACCCUUAGCCAUUGGGACAGAGGGAAUUCAUGUAAUUCAAAGUGCCCCACUGUGCCAUUCGGAUGACUGCUUGUGAUUCGUCCCCUUUCAAUCAGCCUGCAACAGGAGGGUUUCAGGAGCUAGAAGGAGGAAACAACUCAUCUGUCAAACAGAAGAGCACAGAUCUCCAUCUCCUCCGAGUUCCUAGCAGGUCCAUAACCAUUGUUUGUUAAAAGGAUUAUAUGCUGGGUGAAGGUGUCACCGUUUUACCAUUAUUACAGCUUCUUGGAAUCACAAAGUUAGUCAUGGAUGAAAAGACUAGAUAUUGAGAAGUGUCAGCCAGAGUGACAGACAGCAAUCUUCUUUCACCUGGGAGGAUUUUUCAAAGUCAGAAGAAGACAUAAAAAAGAACAAAUAAUACUCUGCUAUUAUUUGUGUUGCAUCUUUCCAUGAAGAACUUUUAAAGAGUCUGGAAGUUGAAGUCCUUUCUACCACAGCAACUUUCCUUGCUUAGUAACAAAAAGCAUCUGGUGGCUCAAUGGGUAUUAUUUUAAAAGAAAGAGGUCUUUAGUCAGUCUUUAAUAUGGUUUCAUCAUCAAACACCCAGCAAGGUAUGAUAAACACCAAAGAGACUGUUCUAAAGAGAACCAUUCUAAUUGCUUUGGAAUUAUUUUUGGGACAAGAAACGCCUGUGUUUUUCUUCAGAGCAAAUGCAAAAGAAGAAAUGUGGAUUUUCAAAUAUGUUCAUUAGUCAAGGGUUUGGCUCUCUCCUCUGCAUUUAUAAAGCCAGACUGGUAUUUCCAAUUAGUUUCUAUCUACAAUGUGGAAAUAAAGCUUCACCCAACACUACCAAAUAUUUGCUCUUGGCUCUUUCAAAGAAAGGGCAGCGAGAAUCACAAACACACUGGAUGUACAUUAACCAGUUAUGAUAAUGGGACUGACCUCUGAGAACAUCUCUGCCCUUGACUGCUUCAAUUGCACUCAGACUGUGGAGCAAUUAAAUAUUUCCAAGGCCAUAUUAUUAGGAGUCAUCUUUGGAGGUCUGAUUGUUUUUGGGGUCCUGGGCAACAUCGUGGUUAUCCUUUCAGUGGCCUGUCACAAACAUCUGCAAAGCGUAACCCAUUACUACAUUAUCAACUUGGCUGUGGCUGAUCUCCUCUUGACUUCUACUGUUCUCCCCUUUUCUGCUAUUUUAGACAUUCUGGGCUACUGGGCUUUUGGGAGGAUCUUCUGCAACCUCUGGGCAGCUGUUGAUGUUCUGUGCUGCACAGCUUCCAUCAUGAGCCUUUGUGUCAUCUCUAUAGACCGAUAUAUUGGAGUGAGCUACCCACUGAGAUACCCAGCCAUAGUGACUGAAAAAAGAGGUAUCCUGGCUCUGCUGUGCGUGUGGGCAUUGUCAAUUAUGAUAUCCAUAGGUCCUCUCUUUGGCUGGAGACAACCAGCUCCAGAAGAUGAAAAAAACUGCCAGAUCAACACUGACCCAAGUUAUGUCUUAUUUUCUGCUCUUGGGUCCUUCUACCUCCCCCUGGUCAUCAUACUGGUGAUGUAUUGCCGGGUAUAUGUGGUAGCCAGAAGAGAAAGCAAAGGAUUGUCGUGUGGCCUGAAGACUGAGAAGUCCCAUUCAGAAGAAGUGACUCUCCGCAUCCACCGCAAGAACAACACUGAAGCUGCAGGAGCUACCCCUACCACCAAGCACAAGUCCAAUUUUUCCGUAAGGCUUCUAAAGUUCUCUCGGGAGAAGAAAGCAGCCAAAAGCUUGGGAAUAGUUGUGGGAUGUUUCAUCCUGUGUUGGCUUCCUUUCUUUUUAAUCAUGCCAAUUGGUUCUUUCUUUCCUGACAGCAAGCCCUCGGAAACCAUUUUUAAAAUUGCCUUUUGGCUUGGGUAUCUAAACAGCUGCAUCAACCCCAUCAUUUACCCUUGUUCGAGUCAAGAGUUUAAAAAAGCAUUCCAAAAUGUCCUAAGAGCCCGGUGUCUCCACAGGAGGUAUUCCUCCAACAAAUAUUCCCUGAACUUCACCCACAAUCACCCAAGCAGCCAUGUUCCUGAAGCUGACAAAGAUAUUGUCCGGAUACCUGUCGGCACUGGAGAACACUUCUAUAAGAUUUCCAAAUCGGAUGGCGUGUGUGAAUGGAAACUUUUUUCAGCCAUGCAAAGCAUGUCAACCAAGAGCAAUGCUCUGAAAGAGAGCCCCAGCUGCUCUACGGCCAAAGUGAAGAGCAAAGGCCUCCUGAGAGAGUGCUGCUGUGCAAACACCUCAGGAGAAAACCCAAAGGACCAGCAAAUACCCACCAUUAAAAUACAUACUGUCUCCAUCAGUGAAAAUGGAGAAGAUGUUUAAAGACCUUCCAUUAUUUUGAUGGGAGUUCUGAAGUUUUACAGUGUGUUUUCAUAGUUUUCUGCACUGGCGAGUCGAUCACAAAAGGUUUCAAUGGGUCACAACAGGAAGGCAAAAAAAGCCCAGAUCAGGUCAAACUCUGUAGAGAUGGAAACCAUGGGAAGACUUCCAUCCAUGCUGUUCCAUUGGAUUCUGUGAGGAGUAGAACGGGGGUCCCUGUGGGGCUGGACGCCUUCAAAUUAUUCAGAUUUGAUUUCUUGUUCUUUUAAAGGUUUUCAUUGUAUCCUGUUGUUUUAAUUCAAGUUAUCUAGCCUUUCUUUUUGUAAUGAUCAGUGGCGUAAAAACAUCCUUGAAAUAUAUCCUACAACAGAGAACCAUUAAUAUAUGUUCCAGCUUUCAUUGCAAAUGCUUUUCUUGAGUGGUCAGCUCUUUUUUUUUAUUACUCUGCAUUGUGAAGAUAAAUUUGACAAGGCUGCAGUGCAAGCUAAUAGACAAAUUUGAGAGAGAGGGAUAUGACAGGAAGGUUCUUAACUUAACCCUCACCUUUUUAUUAAUGGAAUGAUUGUGGUUCUGUGACAUUGUGAGUAUCGUAAAGGCUCAAUUGACGCAAUGGGAGCUUAUAUCUAAGCCGUGACUCCAGUUUUUACUUUUUAAAGUUUGAAUAUAGCUGUCUUUCCCCAAUAGGCUUAGCUAUGCUGCUGAGUUGUAUUGAGUUAAUGCCGAUUUAAUUUAUGCCUUCCCAACAAGAAUGCUGAGAACUAUAAUGCAUUUUGAGUGUUCAAAAUUGUUUUUUUCUACCUUAGACCUUAGGGUAACUUUGCCAAAAGAGGAUUAGUAUUAAAUUUGUUAAUAUUUGUAGUAUAGCUGGGGCACAGAGCUUCCUUUCGAUUGACUUUAGCUACCAUAAAUUAAAUUGCUUUGCUUGAGAUUACCAAACCAUAAAUCAAUCCUCUACAAAUUGGAUGAAAUCAUUCAUCUGUCAGUUAUUUAUUUUCUAUGAGAUAUUUUCCUCAUGAGUAUACUAUUAAAAAAAGGAAUGCAGUACUUUCUUGUUAAUCCAGAAUAUUUGAAUUUGGUUUAUAGUUCGAAACCAACCAGGAAAUCAUGGCAAUGCAAAAUUUUGAAUGUUUUCAAAUUUAUGAAUGGACCCCAGUACAAUAAAAACCUCAUUGUCUUCUAUUAGUUUCAGCACUGGAAAAUUAUCCUCGUUCAUAAAGAGUUGCAUAGAAUAUUCCUCAACACUCAGAUUAAUGAGAAAUCCUCAACUCUUGGCAGGCUCAUGUAUUUAUAUUUCACACAUUGCCUCCUGGAAAAUCAAGUGAUGACUGAAAAGGUAAUGGGACCAUUAGAAAUUAAAACAGAGUGGAUUGGAUCUAGGCAAAUUUAGUAACAGACUACAGUCAGUACUACGUCUUGGCUUCAACUUAAGGUGUUGCUUAAACCCAGCCAUAGUUUAGGGAAAUGUAUGAGCCAAGGGGCAAUUUAUUUUAAUAAUUACUUACUUGCAGUGGUGGGUUCCGGAUCCUGUUGCAACCAGUAUGUUGCAACAG